This is a messenger RNA of Plasmodium coatneyi, 1551 nucleotides long. RefSeq lists its product as uncharacterized. The record is from RefSeq and is a predicted model, not a curated record. The transcript has a single exon. NCBI's taxonomy places the organism in Eukaryota, Apicomplexa, Aconoidasida, Haemosporida, Plasmodiidae. The coding region runs from base 1 to 1551 and encodes 516 amino acids.
AUGAAUCUUUACCUAAAUGUGCUGCACGAAAUAGAGGCAAUCCUUCAAAGGUGCAACGGAGACGUGUAUCAAAAGGUUCGAAAAAUAAACGAGUACAUUCGGAAGAACUACGGGGAAGAUCAGGAGGAGGUGGUCGCGCGGAAGAGAAGUACUGGUGCAAGGAAGAAAAGAGCCAAUUCGAGGAGGCGAGAUGAAAAAGACACGGGCGUGGCAAAAUUGACAACGAAGCAGACGGCCAAGCAAGUGGCCAAACUGACAACGAGGCAGACGGCAAAGCUUGCGACGAAGCAGGGCGAAAACGCGAACAGCAUAAAGAACUACUUCAAAGUAGUGAAGAGGGAAUCUCCCUCUCCAAACCCGCAUAAUGCAGACACGCACGCGGAAGAUGCCAAAACGGAAACAUCAUCCCAAAUGGAAAGAAAAAAAAACAAAAGCACCAUUCCACUAAUUAACACUUUUUUCUUCUAUGGAAAUUAUAACAUUAUAAUAAUCAUAUACUACAUAAUACAUAAAGUAAAGCUACAUAAUGAGGAGGAUAUUUUUUGGAGUGACAGCCACCAUGGGGGAAGCCCAAAUGGAGGUGACAAGGAUUUCAUAAUCCAUAGUAACAAAAACGUUACACACAUUAUGUGUCCUCAACUGAAGGACAACGACGUGAAAGGAUUGAACGAACUGGUGAAUGAAAUAAUAUCGUACAAGUUAAACUCCCUUCACAUAUUCAUUGUAGAGUCCUUUAACUCCCUGAAUCGUCAAUUUAGGAAAAUGUUCAUGGGAAAAAUUAGUAAAAGUAAAAAUAUCAUUUUCAUUCACAGCAGUGUUUGUUUGAAUGACAUUUCUUUAGCCAACUGUCUGUAUGUCCGAAUUCCCAAGCCAGACAAACUUUUAUUCAUUUCUCAUUUUUUACAUUUGUCUGAAGAUAAGUACAAUAUUGAUAUUUACGAUAAGGAGAGGAGGGACUACGUCGAAAAUAUGAUAAGCAGUUGCAACUACGACAUUCCCCUCAUCCUCACCAUGCUGUACUUUAUAAAAAUUAAUAACUUCCCAGAGUUGAAAAAAGUUAUUAAACUGAUUAUCAACACGAAUGUAAAAAAGCUAGUUUGUAUAAUACACAAAUGUGUUAUUUCUAAAAGUUCCCUUUUCUUGAUUAGAAAUAUUUUGUACUCUAUUUUGUAUACUUACAAUUUUGACAUGGACAAUUUCUUGACUCUCUUUUGCAAGCAAUUAAUUUCCUUCCAUAAAGACGAUGACAAUUAUAAGAAGGAGAUUUUCUCCUUGUUUUCAGAAUAUAGUUACUACUGUUCUUUACAUGAUAAUCAUAUUUGCUCCUUGGAGAGCCUCGCCUCCAAAGUGAUCCUCCUUGAACAGAAGUACAUCACCACUUUGAACCGUAGCUAUCCUGCUUCCGAGGAUAGGGACGAACUCAGUACUAGUUUUCAGUCCGAGCUCACGUCAGAGCAGCAACCCCAGGAAUGCACCUACACGAGCCCAACCCUGCCGGGGGAAGAUUCUCCUGCUAUUGCAAUCGCAAUAGAAAAUGCAACUCCUAAUUAG